GCCCCUACCCGGCCCGGAGCAGGCUCCCCUCCUCAGUCGCGGCCGAGUCUCGCUGCGCGUCGGACGUGCGCUCCGCGGGGUUAGCGCCACCCCUUUCAGCCUCAGCCUCCCCGCUCUCGAGAGCGUCAGCCACGCCGCCGAGCCGAGCGGGGGGAGAAGAGGGUACCCAUGCCUCGGACCGACGGCCAAAGUUGUUGUUGUUUUUGUCGUCGUCGGCGCUGGUGUUCGUUCAAAGUGAGCCGCCGGGGCCGGGACUGACCGGGCGGGUAGCACGCGGCCGCCGCAGCCGGCGCCGGGCGGCAUGGGGACGGAGGCCGCCGCCGGACCGUACGCCCCGACCACCGCCGCAGCCUAAGGGAGGAUGCCCGCCUGCGCCGCGCUGUGUCUCGCCCUGUGGAUCGCAGCCCCCGCGGCCCCCGCUGGCGGUGCCCCUGAGGCCCCGGGGGCCGCCGCCACCGCCGCCGCCGCCGUCCCCUCCGCCUCCCCCCUGACGGGGCUGCCCACCUCUGGCGAGUCGCUGCUGCAGCGACGGUGGCGGCUGGACAGUCCGCUGCCCACUCUCUGGGGCCCGUCGGGGGCGGGGGCGGGGGCGGGCCCGCCCGAACCAAGAGGAGAGUCGGACGAAGAGCUGGGCGGGCGGCAGCACUACCCGGCCCGGCGGUCGCUGCACUGGCUGCCCAGCGGGCUGGGCACCAACUGGGACCUGCGCGGCGAGAACGCGCACCCCGUGCGGCACCCCAAGAGCCAUCACGGCCGGCACCACGGCCAGCACGCGCCGCACCCCACGGCGGGCGCCCCGGCCGCGAGCAGCAGCGCCAGCGAGGCCUUCACGCCCACGACCUCCGCCGCGACCUCCUCGACGAGGACUGCCAUCAACAGGACCCUUGGCCGAGUUGAAUUUAAUAGCCUAGUCAAAUGUCUUAGUGACAUGCCAGUACCAAUUUACAGCUAUAACGGAAGAAUCCGUGAAUGGUCACCUUGGACUGCUCUAAAUUUGUACUGGCAUGUCACCUUAGGAUACUAA
This is a messenger RNA of Frankliniella occidentalis (western flower thrips), 1024 nucleotides long. RefSeq lists its product as uncharacterized. NCBI's taxonomy places the organism in Eukaryota, Metazoa, Arthropoda, Insecta, Thysanoptera, Thripidae. The record is from RefSeq and is a predicted model, not a curated record. The transcript has 5 exons. Bases 362 to 1024 code for a protein of 220 amino acids.